Hevea brasiliensis (rubber tree) is the source of this 5596-nucleotide messenger RNA. Its product is annotated as protein MODIFIER OF SNC1 1. Gene Ontology annotation, biological process: epigenetic regulation of gene expression. The coding region runs from base 317 to 5194 and encodes 1625 amino acids. Lineage: Eukaryota; Viridiplantae; Streptophyta; Magnoliopsida; Malpighiales; Euphorbiaceae. The record is from RefSeq and is a predicted model, not a curated record. The transcript has 10 exons.
ACUCCCUGUGUCUACACCUCUCUCUCUCUCUCUCUCUCUCUCUCUGCGCGAUCUAAAGAGCCAACGCUCUAAAAUCGUAGCUUUUCACCAGCACGGAUCUCUCUCUUCUUUCCGAUCUCUUAAAACCCGUGAGAGUUAUCUAUCGAUUUGUUCUUCAUCAGAUUUCAACAGGACAUCUCUCUACCUGAAACUCUUUUUCUUCUCUAGGGUUUCCAAAUACACGCUCCCUCCCCCGAUUGAAAAAAGGAAAAGAAAAGGAAAAAGAAAAAAACCCAGAUUCUGUCAAAUUCUUUUGAAUGACUAUGCCAAGUGAAUUAUGACGUCAACUAUGUUGACUGGAGAGAAAAGAUGGGCCUCUGCAAGAAGAAGUGGCAUGACUGUGUUGGGCAAAGUUGCUGUUCCGAAACCUAUCAAUUUACCAAGUCAAAGGUUAGAAAAUCAUGGUCUAGACCCAAAUGUUGAAAUUGUUCCCAAGGGUACGCAUAGUUGGGGCAGUAGAUCAUCUUCUUCCACAUCGAAUGCAUGGGUUUCUUCCUCUCUGUCUCUAAAUACUGAUGGUGGUACUGGUUCACCAAGCUAUCUUAGUGGCCGCCCUUCAUCUGGUGGAAGUGGCACUCGACCGUCAACUGCAGGCAGUGAUAGAGUCAAUGAACCUGUUAGUAAUGCAUGGGGUUCAAAUUCUAGGCCAUCAUCAUCUUCUGGAGCAUUGCCAUCAAAUCAGACAUCACAUGCGGCAGUGCGUCCUCGUAGUGCAGAAACAAGACCUGGUAGCUCACAUUUAUCUCGGUUUGCUGAACCUUUGUCUGAUAAUUCAGUGGCAUGGGGUGCAAUGGGAACAUCUGAUAAGUUGGGAGUAACAUCCUCUAAGAAUGAUGGGUUUUCUCUGACUUGUGGAGAUUUUCCAACACUUAGUUCAGAAAAAGACAGUUCUAGAAAGAAUGCAGACUCUCAAGGUGUUGUGCUUCAAUACUGCUUUAGAAAUCAUGGUUCUCAUGGUCAUCUGGACUCAUCUGCUGGAGUAGCAUCUGGGAAGGAGGGUACUGGGGAUUCUGCAGGUGAUGGUUUUGUGCAUACGAAUGUCAAGACUGGAGCUGAAAGUCCCUGGAGAAGAGAGAAUUCUCUAUAUGGUGAAGAUGGGGCCAGGGCUAAUGUGGAGAAGUGGCAUGCUGAUCACCAGCCAUAUUCUAAUUCUAGUAUCCCUCCUCAGCAUUAUGAUUCUUGGCAUGGUCCUCCUGUAAAUAAUCAUCCAGUUGGGGUUUGGUUUAGAGGACCUCCAGGAGGUCCACCAUUUGGGUCCCCAGUUGCACCUAGUGGCUUUCCCAUAGAACCAUUUCCUUAUUACCGUCCACAGAUGCCCCCUCCUGCACUUGCUGGUCGACAACCAGUUCCUCCACCAGGAGCCGGACCCAGAGGCCCCCACCCAAAAAAUGGGGAUAUGUACCGACCUCAUAUGCAUGAUGCUUUUAUGCGCCCAAGCAUGCCCCUCAGGCCUGGUUUUUAUCCUGGACCAUUGCCUUAUGAGGGCUAUUACGGUCCUCCCAUGGGUUACUGCAAUCCCAAUGAACGAGAUGUUCCGCUUAUGGGAAUGGCAAUGGUCCCUGCUGCAUGUAGCAGGUAUCCUUGUCAAAAUGUUCCUGAUCCUGGCAAUUCCCAUGGCAUAAUUGGUGGAUAUGUUCAUAGUAAUAAGGAAAUGGUUAUGGAUCAAGUGGAACUGGUCCAUUCUCAAGAUGCUCGAGGACCUUACAAAGUUCUUCUGAAGCAGCAUGAUGGGUGGGAGGGAAGAGUUGAAGGGCAUAAGUGUGAUGAUACCAUGAAAACCAAUGCAUCAUAUCCUCUGAAGGGCAAGCAUACGAGAAAUUCAUCGUGCGAGAAUGGCUGGACGGCAGAUAACAAGAAAGAUGAUGAAUUGGAUGCGAGAAGAAUGGCACUAGUUGAAGAAGCUUCUUCUGAGGCUGUUAACAACCAAGGAGUUGUCCCUAUGAAAGUGAAGUCACCUGAAAGUGGGGGGAAAUUGAAUGCAUCUGAUGACAGUUUAGCUAAGAAAAUUGAUGAUGCAGCUUCUAAUAUUCCUGAAGUGGCUUCUCCAAAAGAUUCCAGUCUGAUUCAGAAAAUAGAAGGUUUAAAUGCAAAAACCCGAUCUUCUGAUGGACGGCAAGAUGUUAAACCUGUCUCUGGUAGGGAGGAGCAGAAGAAUAAAUUACAAGUCGGUAAUGCCAUGGCUGGUCGUUCUACAAAUGAGGCAGGGAUUGGUUCUUUAUCUCCUGAAAAGACUUGUGGAAUUAUCAACACUGCCCCACACGAAGCCUGCUUCUCUGCUGGAGAUAGGAGCCUUGAAUCAACAGUAGUCAGUGGAACAGCUGGAUCCAGGAGAUCCAUUUAUGGCAUGCAUGGUAGAGUAGAUCAUCGUGGUAAAGGAAGAUUAAAUACUCAAGAGUCUGAUGGGUGGCGGAAAAAAUCUCUAGUUGCAGACCCACAAUGCAUAGUGUCAUCUGUGCAUUGUGAAAUUUCUUCUGUUCAUGGUCAAGACCAUAAUUCAGCAGAAGCUCCUUCUGGGAAGUAUGGGGGAGAAUCCAUGCCACUUGCCUUUGAACCAAGUGACAGCCAGCGUGCUAAGAUGAGAGAGCUAGCCAAGCAACUUAAGCAGCAAGAGAAGGAAGAGGAAGAACGGACAAGAGAGCAAAGAGCCAAGGCUCUUGCGAAAUUGGAAGAGUUGAACCGGCGCACACAAGCAGGGGAAGUUGUAACCCAGAAGUUGGAAAAUGUUCCUGCCAGUGCCCUCCAGUAUAGGCAAGAAGAAUUUUUAAAUUUUGCCCAUCCAACUGUAGUUGCUAGCAAAUCUGGAGCACCAAAUUCAUCUUUUGGUUCCAACCCAAAUACAGUUCCGCAUAGUAGGGAGAAGUUGGAAACCCUUCCUAGUAGCGUUGUCCGGAAUAGGCAUGAGGAAUCCACUGCUGCUGGGUCACCAAUUGUUGUUCCUAGCAAAUCUAGAGCAUCAAGCUCAGCUCCGGGUUCCAGCCGAAAUAUGAUUGCACAUGGUAAAAAUAGCAACAAUACGGUUGAUAAAUCCUCCAGUAUAGCAAGCAAUGUGCCUCUUGGGACACCAAAGAUUCAAGUCAAUGUGUCUGUUGUGGUGCAUGAGCAACCAAAGCCUUUCCAGCCAGAUAGUAAUAAUGCUGAUGCUGCUCACUGCAGUGGUACUCCACGGGUUCAUGACAGUAUUGCUUCUAAGCAGAAGCAUACAGGAUAUAGACAAAAGCAGAGUAGCCCCUUGGAAAGAAAUUGCAAUGAGACAUUGGUUUCUUCAUCUGGAACUGAGGCAUCACAAGGUAUAGUAGCUAAUGCUACUAUAUCUCCUGAGAGUGUUGCUGAUGAGAUUGACUCAAACUGCAAGUCAAAUUUGCCUAGUGUUGAGGCUGAGUCUUCAGUAUAUCAUAGAAGGAAGAACAGGAAUGGGAAGAACAAGCCCAAAAUGGAGCCAGCAUCAUCUGCAGCAGCUUUACCAUCUGUGGUGUCAAAGGAUACAACUACUUUAGACUGUUCGGUUGAAAGUGUUAAGCCAAAGAGUUCUGAAUCUAUGUUGGAUCCUAGCAGAGUUCAUUCUCCAACUGAUUCAAAUGAUGCAAAUCACUUGUGCACAUCACUAACAAAUGAAGAAACCCAUAUCAGAGUGAAUAACCAGUGGAGGUCUCAGCAUCCUCGCAAGAUGAUGAGAAAUACGCAAGGUAAUAAACCAGCUGAGAAAAACAACAUUGGUGAUGCUGUUGUAUGGGCUCCUGUGCGAUCACAACAUAAAACUGAGGUUUCUGAGGAAGCCAAUCACAAUGGUUUAGUCGAUUCUGUGGUUCUGUCUGCAAAGAAUGAUCAGCAGGUGCAGAAUAAUCCAAGAAACAAGAGGGCGGAAAUGGAGAGAUACAUUCCAAAGCCUGUAGCCAAAGAACUAUCUCAGCAAGGUAGUACUCAUCAAGCUGUUGUUCCCUCAAGCAAUCAGAUUACAUCAGAUGAGACUGCUGAAAGGCCUGAGUCUGGCUCUUUAGUUGUUGAAAGUUCCCAAAUCUCUGGAAUAGCUACUGUGAUGGCAAGUCAUGCCAUUGAAGCCAGGACUGUGGAUGUUAGGCAGAACAAGUCAGGAAAAGUGCAUGGAGCAUGGCGUCAACGGGGUGCAGCUGAAUCAACUACUUCAAAUCUGAGUAGGAGUUUUCAAAAAUCAAUCGAGGAUCAUCAACACCAGAAACCUGAUGUAAGUUCCAUGAAAGAGCAACCGAGGAAUUCUGAUGGAUGGAACAUGCACGAGAAUCCUGAUACAUCAAUUGCUGUUCCUGUUUUAAAAGAUCAAGGUGUGACUGCCAGAGGAAAGCGGCAACCACACAAGGGUCACAAGUGCUCAGGAUACAAUCAUAAUCCUGAUGAGAAGAGAACUAGUGCGGAUGCUGAUAAAGUAUACAUUCAAUCUGCUGCUGCUGAGAUGCACCAAAUAGACUUAUCUUCAGCUUCAAAAGAAAAUCAUUCAGCUGUGGAACGAUCAACAUCUCACUGGCAGCCUAAAUCUCAGCCAAUUUCUGCUACUAGUCAACGAGGAAGCCGGGCCAAUACAAGUGUGCAUGGAGGCAGUGAAGGUGGUAUGGCCAUUAAAAAGGAGUCUAAUCAGCGUGGGGAGUCUGUUUUACCUCAACUAGACAAGGAUACUGCUGCAGUUAGGCCUCAGUCUCACCAUGAUCAGUCCCUCCCUGAAAAUAACAAUUUUGAAGAAGCUCCAGGUGUUGGGCAACAAGAGCCUAAGAGGGAAAUGAAGAUGGCCGCACACAGAGGACAUCCUGGUAGCCCUAUUGAAUCAUCAUCUUCUAAUAUGGAUGUUAGGCAUGACCAACACAUGUCUUCAGGUUUCCGCAAAAAUGGAAAUCAAAAUAGCCGUUUUGGUAGAGACCAUGAAUCUCGUGGAGAUUGGAGUGGUUCCGGUAAAGAUAACAGACAACAUAAGGUACAUGCAGUCCGGGAAAGACACAGAGAUAAUUCACAUUAUGAGUACCAUCCAGUUGCGCCCCACAACAAUAGCAAAGAGAACUUGGAAUCAAAAGAUGGUUCUCAUAAUUCCAGUACAAGGUAUAGAGAGCGGGGCCAAAGUCACUCGAGACGUGGAGGGGGCAACUUUUAUGGACAUCAAAUUGGCAGUGUUGAAGUAGAUGCUGGGCAUGACUAAGGUGAAACUGAGGGUGGUUUUCCCUUUUUUUUGUUUUCCUUCUUCUAAAACCAGUGGCUUGAGCUCGAUCCCUUACACUAGAGGUAUUUUUGUUUAGGUAGUCGUUUUCAAUUGUAAAUAUUAUUUAAUCACCGCCAACUUAUAGAAUGUGCGUUGAGCAGGGCUUGGAGCAUACACAUGGUGUGAAGGCCGAAAAAGAAAUAUUGAGAUUACGGGAGGUACUCGAUGUGGUUGAUUUCUUGACUUUUUUUUUUGGACUAAAAUGUACCUCAUCUGAAAGGCUUAGUUUGGCAACGGUAUACUUGCUGUGGAACAAAAAAUGUUUUAUGAGCGGUGUAGCUAGUGAUCUUUAUUCCUUUGCUCCUUGCUAAAAAGGAUGAAGUAAAUAGUAGGGUUGGUGCA